Molecule: messenger RNA, 1622 nt
Organism: Lutra lutra (Eurasian river otter)
Lineage: Eukaryota; Metazoa; Chordata; Mammalia; Carnivora; Mustelidae
Product: T-cell surface glycoprotein CD1a-like
Exons: 5
Coding region: 97-1170 (357 amino acids)
Biological process (GO): antigen processing and presentation, endogenous lipid antigen via MHC class Ib; antigen processing and presentation, exogenous lipid antigen via MHC class Ib; immune response
Cellular component (GO): external side of plasma membrane
Molecular function (GO): exogenous lipid antigen binding; lipopeptide binding; endogenous lipid antigen binding
Source: RefSeq, a predicted model, not a curated record
GGAAGUCAGAAGAGAGGGCUGUGUAUGGGGUAGGUUUGUUAGAACAACCGUCAAAGACCAACUUUGUAAGAGACAGAAAGAACAUCUGCAAAUACAAUGCUGUUCCUGCAACUUGUGCUGCUGGUGGUUCUCCUCCCAGGCAGUGACAGUGAAGCUGUGCAGGAGCCAAUUACCUUCCAAAUUACCCUGACUGUAUCCUUUUACAACCAUUCCUGGACACAAAGUCUGGGUUCAGCUUGGCUGGAUGAGAUACAGACUCAUGGCUGGGACAACAAGACUGGUGCUCUCAUUUUCUUGUGGCCUUGGUCCAAAGGCAACUGGAGCCACGUGGAGCUGAUGAAAUUGGAAAAGUUACUCUAUGCAUACUUCAUUGGACUUCGUCAGGUGUUUCAAGACCAUGUCAGACACUGGCAGCUUGAAUAUCCAUUUCAGAUACAGCUGGCAGAAGGCUGUGAGCUACACUUUGGGGAAGCAUCAGUAGGAUUUGUGAAGUUUGCUUAUCAAGGCGCAGAUCUCACGAGCUUCCAGAACAUGACAUGGUGGCCAUCUCCAAAGGGAGGAAGUAGGGCUCAAGAGGUCUGCAAACUAUUCAAUCAGCACCAUGUGAUCAAUGAAGAAAUAUACACACUUUUCAGUGACACCUGCCCCAAGUUCCUGUUGGGUCUUCUUGAUGCAGGAAAGGCAGAUCUCCAGCGGCAAGUGAGACCAGAGGCCUGGCUGUCCACUGGCCCUAGUCCCAGUCCUGAUCGUCUCUUGCUGGUGUGCCAUGUCUCUGGGUUCUAUCCAAAGCCUGUGUUGGUGAUGUGGAUGCGUGGUGAGCAGGAGCAACAGCGCACCCAGCAAAGUGAAGUCCUGCCCCAUGCUGAUGGGACAUGGUAUCUUCAGGUGUCCUUGGAUGUGAAAACCAGGGAGGCAGCUGGCCUGUUGUGCCGGGUGAGGCACAGCAGUCUAGGAGGCCAGGACAUGGUCCUCUACUGGGGAGUCUCCCUACCUUUCAGGCUGUCCUCAGCCCUCCUGCUCCCAGUGGCCUUCCCCUGGGCAAUCCUCAGCUCCACCUGCUGCAGAAUGACUCUUCCUCUGUUCCUCCCAGGAAAACACAGUGGAGACAUCAGUGCACUGGCUUCUCUUUGGAGUGAAAUCCUGACAGCCCCAGCUCCAGUACUUACCUAAACCCAACUCAGCCAUGAUGUGCUUGCAACUCUCUGUGUGCAACUUUGUCUUUCAUUUUUGCUUGAUGAUCAGUUAUCAAUAUAAGCUCAGUGUAAUAUACCAGGAUUUGUUGUUGUGACCUGAUUCUGGGAUCUUAAAAUUCAAAAUUUAACUCUGUAUGGAAAAAAGUCCCAGAACCUCCAUGGGACAUCGGACAUGAAAUGUCAUUUUCUUCAGAGUCUUCCCUGAUUCACUUGUGGAAGCAGUCUCUGCCUGGUGGGAAUUCUCACAACCUUUACUUGCACUUUGGCAAAUCAAUUUCUCAGCCCCACCCAAUGUUGGCUCUAGCGAGGUGCCUUUUCUCCUUCUAAUUCUUAGGCCCAUUGAGAUCAAAGUUCAUAUAUAUUUUUUUAACUAUUAGUAUCCUUGGUAAGGUGUCUCACCUGCAUGGAAUACAUGCUUAAUAAAAACGU